GGGUUCUGAGUUGAGGAUAUAAGAAGAGCUGCGCAAUGACAACAGUAGACCAGAAAUACGUCCAGACACAUCGCUUUCAAGAGGAGAUACACAAUAACUGAUACAGGGGAUAUUUCCUGAUAUUUUUUAUUUAUUUAACUCGACGUCAUCGAACCAGGAUGCCUUUCCUCGGACAGGACUGGAGGUCACCGGGUCAGAGUUGGGUUAAAACCGAAGAGGGAUGGAAAAAGACAGCAACAGAUGAGAAAAACAACAACAUCUCCGUGGAGAGCUUCUGCAAAGCCGAGGAGGAGGAGUGUUUCAACAAAGAGAACCUGCUGCUCUCUCUCGGCUACGACAUGGCUGCCAAGAAGAGGAAAAAAGACCUAAUGAACAACAACACCAAGGUCCCCUAUUUCCACAGGGAAAAGUGGAUUUAUGUUCAUAAAGGAAGCACCAAAGAGCGCCACGGAUAUUGUACACUGGGAGAGGCCUUCAACCGCUUAGAUUUCUGCAGCGCCAUCAAGGACACGAGGAGAUUUAAUUACAUCGUCAGGCUCCUGGAGCUUAUCGCCAAGUCCCAGCUCCCCUCACUCAGCGGCGUGGCACAGAAAAACUACAUGAAUAUUCUGGAGAGAGUGGUACAGAAAGUUCUUGAUGACCAGCAGAAUGUUCGUCCCAUCAAGGAGCUGCUGCAGACGCUUUACGUCUCGCUGUGUGGUCUCGUUCAGGACAUGGGCAAGUCUGUCCUGGUGGGGAACAUCAACACCUGGCUGCACCGCAUGGAGAACAUACUGCAGUGGCAGCAGCAGCUGGACAACAUCCAGAUCAACAGGCCCAAAUCUACAGGCAUGAGUCUGACCGACCUGCCUGCCAGUCUGCAGCUGAACAUCAUGGAGCGUUUGUCGGAUGGCAGGGACCUGGUCAGCCUGGGCCAGGUGUCCCCCGAGCUGGGGGGCCUCACUGAGGACCGGCUGCUGUGGAAGAGACUCUGCCAGUACCACUUCACAGACAGACAGAUCCGAAAGCGCCUGAUGGUUUCAGACAAAGGUCACCUGGAGUGGAAGAAGAUGUACUUCAAGCUGAGCCGCUGCUAUUCACACAGAGAGGAAUACAGUGACACCCUGCACUUCUGCACACACUGCCACAUCCUUUUCUGGAAGGACACAAACCAUCCCUGCACAGCCAACAACCCAGAAAGUUGCACCAUGUCCCUCUCCCCUCAAGACUUUAUCAACCUUUUUAACUUCUGAUCCAGAAUCAGAUGAACUGCCUGUACAUACUGUACAUAGAGGUGUACAAUAAUGUUUUUGUUUAAUAGCCCAAUCAAUUCCUGGAUGUGUAUUUAGUCGAGGUAUGACUGGAGGGGCCUCAGGCAGUGGGACAAUUAUGCAAUAGAGUUUCUUUUGAAAGGGUACGGAGACCUCUGGGAGAGUUCACAGUUGAAAGUGAGUGAAUGUGAGAGAGAAAAAGAGAUGUAGCAGUCAGCCUGUGGAUAGAGGAUAAAGGGAACACUCAGCUGACAGAUUUUAGUCUUAGUUUAAUGCUUUUUUUUUGAAGUUGCUCCUCCAAAGUAAACACACCUUGACCUCAGAUGUGUGCACUUUUAUUUCCCUCAUUAGGAGAAUUUGGUUUUAUUUUUUUGGUUUUCAAACUUUGUAAUGUUUUUUUUUCAACACAAGAAGUGGGAAGAUUAUUUAAACCUGUUUGACACUUGUGAUUUUAAUAUGUUAGAAGUCCUGCUCUCAUGGGUGGAUGGAAUGUGUUUGAUGUUUGCAGUACUCUUCUGCUCAGCACUGAGAUGGAGUCGUAGCUUCUGUGCUAUCUGAGAGAUAAUGAAUGUAAGCAAGUCGGUAACUGUUUGUUAGACUGAGUGACAAUUCUGUGAUAUGUUAACACAACAAGAUCUUUUCUAUUUCUCUUUGUUGUUUUUCACUUUUAUAAAGAUUUGAUAUGACUUUUAUUUUUUAAAUUGUGUGUUCAUUUGCUGCUGUGGCUGCUAUAGCAACAGCACCUGAGUGCAGUAUUACCAAAGAUUGUAAUCAAAGUCAGUAUAACGAUGGUGUGUGCCUUAUCACGAAACUUGAAACUGGUACAGCUUAAUCCUUGUUUGCAAAGUUUUCAGAUCCUGAUGCUGUUGUUUUUUAAAUUUUUUUAUUAUUUUGUUAUCCUCAACAAAUGUCUGAUUUACAGAAGAGUGGUAUUGAAGAUCUGAGGCUCUGAUAUCAAAGUUGACUGUCUGAAGCAUCUUGUUUUUCUGUAGCCUCCUGCAUGUUUUUUUUUUUUUAAACACCCAGCUGAUUGUGUUUACUUAUUUAUUGAGAUUCUGGGCAUAUUGGUAUAAAGAUGCAAUCUGACCCAGACUUUCCUCUAUCACUGCCCAGACAGUGAGGGAUGAUGUACAUGCUAUGCAAUGCAUUCUGUUUAUGUUCUGUUGAAUAAAUAAAAGAAAGUAACCUUA
Messenger RNA from Centropristis striata (black sea bass), 2440 nucleotides. It is a transcript of the gene fbxo32, whose product is annotated as F-box protein 32. Gene Ontology annotation, cellular component: SCF ubiquitin ligase complex; nucleus; cytoplasm. The coding region runs from base 159 to 1232 and encodes 357 amino acids. The record is from RefSeq and is a predicted model, not a curated record. The transcript has 9 exons. Gene Ontology annotation, biological process: protein ubiquitination. NCBI's taxonomy places the organism in Eukaryota, Metazoa, Chordata, Actinopteri, Perciformes, Serranidae. Gene Ontology annotation, molecular function: protein binding.